Cetraspora pellucida is the source of this 558-nucleotide messenger RNA. Lineage: Eukaryota; Fungi; Glomeromycota; Glomeromycetes; Diversisporales; Gigasporaceae. The record is from the annotation of a GenBank genome assembly.
GAAACUAGUGGUUUGGAGAGAAUAGUGAUUGAACUAGAACAAGAUAAAGUUGAUCAUAUGGAUUGGGACAAGAUACAUGUUACUUUUGUUGGUAUCUAUGGUCCGCUUCGUACAAAAAAACAGCUACAAGAAAAAUGGAGAAAUUAUUUAAAAAGUGAUGUCAAACUGGCUGAUGGAGAAAGAUUUGUAUUUAGCGCUCAACAAAUCGAUUAUAUUAAGGCGCAACGGGAUACUUUUGGAAAAAGUUGGGCCGAAAUACGAGACGAUUUAAAUAAGAAUCCAGAUAUGAAAGUAAAAACGACUCCAAAUCGCGUAAAGAAUGCUUACCACAACGCGACUAAGAAACAACUUAGACAUCAAAGACAAAAUGUAUCAGCUUCAGUAAAAUCACCAAAGUCAAAUCCUAAUGUACAUAAUGAAAAUGCUUUGACUGAGCUUAAGAUAUGUUCUGAUAUGGAUACAGAUAUGAAUAUGGAUAGCGAACCGACAAAGUUUGCGAAUAAUAAAAUUCCGAUAUCUUCACUUUUAAAUGAGGCAGAAAAUGACAAAAAACUUUAA